AGUUUGCCGGUUACUGCUUCUCUGCUAGUAUUUUCUUCUACUGAAGCUAUAGCCGUCAAGUGGAGUAACACUACCAAUGGGGAAGGGCGACGAUGCACUUCGCAGAAAGAAGAACAAGGUGAUCCGUAAGAGGAUGCAGAAAGACCCUUCAUCAGUUUCUUCCCGAGUGGCUGCUAUUAUCGCCGCCAAACAACGCCGCAAAUCCGGCAAACGUCGCAUGUGCGAGGGCAUGUGUUUUGGCCUUCCUACUCUAGAGGAUCCGUUCAAUGACAGACACGGGAAGAAGGAUGUCAACAUAAAGAAAGCCAAGACGGUACACUCUUCCCAACAGGAUAGAGGGUCUGCCUCUAAGAAGGAUUCUGGCGGCAGGAAUCCUGAAAAGUUAGAAAAUAGAAAACCCAAUAAGGAGACAGCUAUGAAUCCAAAGAAUGGGCAAAACAAGAGGGAGGGCCAGCCUCAAGCAGCCCCUUCGAAACCAGUUAAAGCAAAUGCCAAGCUCAUUGGGAAGGGUAGAGAGAUUCAUGCCAAAAACAGAGGGCUUUAUGGAAGCUCAGAUUGCCCAUCUAAAUUUCUUAUUAUGUGCUUGAAUGCAAUUCAGAAUGCAUUGCCGCAUGAUGGUACCUUGAAUGGAAAUAAAGACACGCCUUUGUUGGUUAACACGUGGGGAUUUGAGUUCUGGAAAUGUAGUUCUGCUGGAUUAGAUAUUCUGGAGACGACUGGAGCUUGUUCUACCACAGAUCAAAUUGCGUGGAUGGCCUCCACCGCAGCUGAUACUAUUGCGAGAAAGGAGAAAGAAGGUCUAUCUGUUGCUAGCCCUUUUCUCUUAUUUCUUGUUCCAUCGCAAGAGAAAGCCAUUAAGGUUCGGUCAGUAUGCAAACCUCUUAAGUCUCUUGGAAUACACACAGUGAGUGUACAUCCUGGUGCAUCACUAGAGCAUCAAAUUCAUGGGUUAAGGAGUUGUGAGCCUGAGUUUCUUGUUUCCACACCUGAGAGGCUUUUGGAGCUUAUUUCUUCGAAGGCUAUUGACAUAACUGGGGUCUCUUCAUUGGUUGUAGAUGGAUUGGAAGCUUUUGUUGAGGGAGAAUUUCUAGAGAAGAUAAAAUCCAUUAGACAAUCCAUUUCUGGAGAUCCACAAACAGUUCUUUUCAGUAAUUGCUUUGAACAUACCUCUUCUUCAGUGGUGCAGGAUCUUUUGGUGGGACCAAUCAAUCGAUUAUCUCUUAACAAAUCUACAACUAGUCAAAGUGCAUACAUUGUUCAGUACAUACAUAUGUCUGCCUCAGAAAGUGGAAAGCUAUCAGAGGGUAUUCAAAUUUUAGAUCAAUUUUGCAGCAUUCUACAGAAUUCAUUGCUAAAGAAGGUUCUAUUUAUAGUAGAAACAGAUAGCACUGCCCAGAUGUUACUUACUACUGUCAAGGCCAAGGGCUAUCCUGUUUUGAAUGACUCAAUUAAUGAUGGUUCACAAGUAGCUAACAGUGACAGGAGUAUAUUGGUCUGUGUCACUGAUAAGGAGCAUCUUUGGGCAACAGAUAUAGGGGAAUUUGAAGUCAUCAUAGUUAUUGAUUUCUUUUCAUCAAUGGAUGAUUACAUUAAAAUCCUCACAAGGAUGGCACGUCACACAGUCAAUGGAAUAUUACAUAGCUUCUUCAGCAGGGAAAACACACCACUUGCCAAACCAUUGAUCAAGAUACUUGAACAGUGUGGUCAGACAGUGCCCAUUGCCCUUAGAGACUUUUGUGCCCUGGAUUCAUAAUUUGAACAUUGAAGAAUAUUUAUGUUCACAUUGCCUCCA
This is a messenger RNA of Telopea speciosissima, 1792 nucleotides long. RefSeq names its product DEAD-box ATP-dependent RNA helicase 20. The coding region runs from base 77 to 1753 and encodes 558 amino acids. The transcript is spliced from 7 exons. The record is from RefSeq and is a predicted model, not a curated record. Gene Ontology annotation, molecular function: mRNA binding; ATP binding. Gene Ontology annotation, cellular component: P-body; cytoplasmic stress granule. NCBI's taxonomy places the organism in Eukaryota, Viridiplantae, Streptophyta, Magnoliopsida, Proteales, Proteaceae. Gene Ontology annotation, biological process: cytoplasmic stress granule assembly; P-body assembly.